CAGCUGGCUGCGGCCGCAGCUGCAGAGGCGGAAGAAAACAAUGCAGUUGAAGUUCGAAGAGAGAAAGUCAGCGAUGUUGUCUCGUCAGAGAGCCCAGACGAUGUUGCUUUGCCGUCAGAGCAAAAGGAUGAUGCAGAGCAGAAUGAAUGUGCUCCCGUAUCAACGGGAGAAGCGGACAGCCAGGAAGACAAAGCUCAAGACGGCAUUGCAGAACAAGAUUCUCGUCAACAAGAAGACAUGGAAAAUCAAAAGAGUACUAGUGAUACUGAAACUACUGGAGCAGAAGAUGCAGCAGGUUCUAGUACCACGGCUCCAUCUGAAGUUGAAGAACCUAAACAACCUCGAGCUUCAUCCCCAUCCGCUCCAUCAGCAAAAGCAGCAUCAACGCCGUCACCAAAAGCAUCAACAUCCUCAUCCUCCAACCUAAUGACGUACAAAACUUAUGACUUCCGGAUACUAUAUACAUCUCCAGAAGCAUCUUGGCCCUCCGUGUAAGGGGAAAACGGGUCCAAGAUGACGCUCAAGAUGGAUUCCCGGAAGGUCUAAAAAACUUCAAGUUCCACCUGGCUCGACCCCCCGACCCCUUCUAGUAGUUCGCGUGGUCCUAGGUGGAGUAAGUUUCGGAACAGUAGUCCUGGUUGGCGUGGUGAAGAUCUCGAGGAUUUCCGGCACACGUUAGGAGCGAUGCAGGCUGUGGGGAUUGCUAGGGAGCACACCAAGAUUAAGGGUCACCGCAUUGCAUCCUUCACUACCAUUCUUGACUUAUUUUCCAAUAGGAAAGAAGUCAAGGAUGAUCUGAAGAAUGUAAUUGCGCAACCCCUGCUAACAAGAAGAUCUUCGACGCGAUCGCAGCAGUCUUACAUCUUCGCAGUGUGGAGUUUGACUCAUGCUGCUUUUUGAAGACAAGCAGUGCUGGUGGGAAUAGUACAGCAGACGCUGAUGAGCAAGAAGGAGCGCUAGAUGAAGGUGGCACCUCCGCAGGAGCAUCGAGGAACUCGAAGUUUCUCAUAAGAGGCGGAUCAUCUCCAUCGAAACUACUGAUGGGCGGCGAUCAAAACUAUGAGGAGGAUGAACAAGAUUUAACGACACACUUAGGUCCGCCACCGAAUAGACUCGCUGGCGGUGGCGCUGCUUCUAGUUUACACAGCAUCAACAAAAAACUGCCUACUUCAGCUUCUCACCCAGCUGCGAUGAAUGCCGGGAUCAUGGGAACUACAGGCAAAGGAGCAGGGGUAGCAGCCUCUUUGGCUAAUGGCAACGCAUCGUCCACCGCAUCUUCGUCCAGCAGAGUUGACUUAGUAACAUGCAAGAAUCCUGAGCAGUUGCAACUUGUGGAAACGCUACUCGGCGUGCAGGACCUGGCAAAUGCGUUGUGCCACAAGGUGAUCGGGUGUCGCGGUGAGCAAGUCAAAUCGCACUUGCGACUGGAACAAGUCCUAGACAACCGGGAUUCUUUAGCACGCCACUUGUACGGCUUGGUGUUCAACGACAUUGUCGCACAGGCUAAUGCAUGCAUCUCAUGCAAAAGCUCAUCUUCUAGUCCAAACACCGAACGAAGUGCAAGUGGAGGUGAAGACGGACGACCAGAGUGUAGCUUGAAAACGGACGACCAACAGCAACAACUACCAGCACCUUUACAAGGAUCUCUUUUCAUUGGCGUUCUGGACAUUUUUGGGUUUGAGUGCUUUCUCCACAACAGCUACGAACAGCUGUGCAUCAACUACGCAAAUGAACGACUGCAGCAGUUCUUCAACCAUUUCGUCUUCUUGCUGGAGGAAUCUCUCUUAGGAGAAUACGAAGUCAAUUGAAAUAGGCAAGUAACUGAUCAGAAUAGCCGAGAUACUGACGAGAAGGAGGAGUACCCUUGUCGAUGUUAAGCUACCUCCCUCAUUUCAGUCAGUAACUCGGUUAUGUUGAGUUUUCGGUCGUUUGUUGUGUGCUUUGUGAUUGGAUAAUUGGCAAUCAUGUUGGUCUCCAAAGAUCAUGACCAAGAUGCAGGAGGGCUAGAACAACAAGUUAUUGGGUACUGAAUUAGCACUAGUUCAUUCUCCUACCAUCGCGAGCAAGUCCCGUGGGACCCAGUGGAUUUCCCGGACAACCGAUUGAGUCUAGAACUCCUGCAAGAGAAAGUGACAGGCGUUUUCCACGUUCUAGACGAGGAAUGCAUGGUUGUCCGUGGAAGUGAUCAGGGCUUGGUGAAUAAGCUCACGAAAGUUAAGGCCUACUCUAGUGCAUAAGGACUUCUACUUACCCUAGUAGUGCAAAGGCCUACUCUAGUGCAUCUUUUGAGUGAAUGGCUCUGGUAUUUGGUAACCUGAAUUCGAUUCUAAGGGAAAACAAGAAGAGAACCCUUAGGAUCAAACUCAGGUUACCAAAUACCAGAGCCAUACAGUGAAGCAUGUUGGAACUGUGGCCCCAUAAGGGGAAAACAAAUUCAGGGUCGUGAGUUUCGAGAUGUAUUCGGGUGAGUUGGACUUCUAAGCAAAUCCACAGCGAUCAUCCUAGGUUUCAAGUGGUGAAGCUAGACCGCUCAGCCUUUGUGGUGAAGCAUUUCGCAGGUGACGUGCGCUAUUCGAGUCACCGGUUCCUGGACAAAAACAAAGACCAGCUGAGCGUGGACCUUAUACAGUGUACUAAAGCUUCAGAGAAGUCGUGUGUUGAUACUUUGGUUUGACACUCAUGAGCAUGAUCUUCCUGUUCCUCUAUGACACGCUAAUAGGCAAAAGAUGAAUCUUCGUAGUGUGAUACUUUGGUUUGACACUCAUGAGCAAGAGCAUAUCUUCCUCUAUGACACGUUCAUAGGCAAGAAAAGGCAUGCCUGUCUAAGAAAAGAGGAGAAGCACAACGACAACCUCCUUACCCUUUCAUCUCCACCAGGUAUCAAAUCCAGCCAUUGUAGUUACAUUUCCAGCCUGUUUCAUGGAGACGCACGUUACGAAGCGCCGAUUCCCGGAAGGAAACGGAAAAUCAAGACGAUUUCAGCAGAAUUCAGAGGUCAACUUCAGCACUUGUUGGAGAAAAUCGAUUUGACAGAUCCGCACUUCGUCCGAUGUAUAAAGAGUAACGCAGAAAAUGUCUCGACAACGUUUCAUCGGCGUUUGGUGACCGAGCAGUUGCGGUAUAGUUUAUGGCAGCUUGGUGAUAUAGGUAGCUUCGCUGUACCACCUAUAUAAUUUCGAGUUCGUCAAAAAAUAGAACUAGGAACCGUAGCAUGCAUGCAAGUGAAAGGCGUGUUUAAGUUUGUGGUAGAAGUACCAUGCCGGAUGAAACAUGACCAAACCAGAGAUCCGUAAAAGUACACAAUCACAGUACCCUUCCCCUGAAGUCACAGACCACCUUCUCAACACAAGCAUCUUUCAUGCUCCGGCGUGAUCCAAGUUGUGCAGAUCAGUCGGUCGGGAUAUCCUGUUCGCAUUCCUCAUCGCGAGUUGUGGAUCGAUUAUCGAUGUGUUGUACCUCACGCUGGGAUCAUCGAAAGGCUUGGUGGAGUACGGGUUUCACUUGGACUACCUGGUGCUUCGUCGAUGAAUCGCGAUCGCGAUCGUGUUCCACUGAAGAAACGGAUAACGACUCUGAUGGAUUUGGCAUGUGAGAAGUGGCAGAUCUCAACCUCAACAUGCAGUACCACAGCAACAGGAGUCAGUACUAGCAUAGAAGCCGGCGCGAGCAAGAACGCUGCUCAAUUUCAAGUUGGCAAGACUUUAGUCUUUUUCAAGAAAGCUGCGUUUGCCAAGUUGUAUCGCGCAAGGGCCGAAACGCGGCAAACGAGUGCUGCUAGCAUCCAAAACUUCCUGCGCAUGGCAGUGCAGCGGAUAGCCUAUUUGCGAGUGAGAUUCUUGAUGACGAAACUUCAAGCAAGAGUUAGAGGAUCGCAGCAAAGGAGAAGGUUUCGAAUAGCGUUGAAGGAAUAUCGAGCGGCAGCAAAAAUUCAAGCUUUUGUUCGGAUGAGCAUUGUGCGGGGAGCGUACUUCUACUUCGUUCCUCUUUCACUUUUUUCUGCUUUGAGUUUGAGUUACACAUCAUGCUGACUCCUUUUAUCUCUUCAAGCACCUUUUUAACCUCCUUAUUCUAAUUUGUGAUCUUCAGAUGAAACCUCAUACACAGGUACAUCCACCUCAUCAAGUCGUCAGCGCCGCUGAUUCAGCGUUGUGUACGUGGCCUUUUAGGAAGGCAAAGAGUCAAGAGGAUCAAAGCCAGACAAGAAGAAUUAGAGAAGCAACGAGAGCGACAGUUUAGGAAACCCAUCCUACCAAACGGAGGAGACGCAUCGUCAGGUGGAAGACACCCUGCCGUGGGAAGGGAGCAGCAGUUGGUAGUCCGUGCACCGCCGCCAUUCCGGUUCCGAGCAACAGCGCCGGCGCUGUAUUUUUGUUUUAGUUUAUAAGUUUUUGAACACCAGUGAUUAAGUAAUUUGGCUAACGUUCUGGUUCUUAACGUGUUCUAUCAGCGUUCUUGGUUUUCCUUAAUGAGAUGAUUAUCGCCUCGUGCCAUGUAUAUGUAAGAAAUUAAUAUAUCUAAGAAUAUUGUUUUUGCAGCUCAUCAAGCGCGGUCGCCCCUAUGAUACGUGCUGGGGAAAAGGCAGUUGCAACGAUGAGAAGCAGCGUCGAGACUAUGCUACGAACAGAGUCGCCCUUUGUUCAACCUCUGAACAACAACCCUCGCGCAACUAUUCUUAAGGGUAGGCUAAAGGUGCUUUUCUUACCGCUUUUUAUGCCUCUCCUAAGGGAGAAAGGCAUAAAAAGCGGGGUAAGCAAGCACCAAAAACCUACCUCUAAUAUUCAAUCAACAUCGGAGUAUCAGAUGACCCAAAAUCAAAGAGGACCACAAGAAGUAGGUGCACCAGCAACAGCAACUUCUACAGUAGUGACACUUGCCGAUCAAGAAGAUGAGGCAUAUCUACGAUCAGCAGCUCCGUACCAUCCUAAGCCUAACUACGACAAACUACACCAAGAACACCAGGCCCAGGAGUCCCAGUCCUCUAGUAGAAGUAGUUUUGCCUUCAGCAACUCUUGCUCAGAACAGCACCAGCAAAGAAAAAGCUACUACAGCCAACCUCUUGGCGGAGGUUGUCCUUCGACUGCGACUCCUACCACGACGUCUGGCAACAACCUGAACAAUUCUAUGAGCUCAGCAGGAAAUGGGGGAGGCAGUAGCAGCACCCGAUCUCAAACGAGAGUCGUCAUCGGAACUAUGUCGUCCGGAAGAGCUGCGGCACGUGCUUCAGCACCUGCUGCGUCAACAAAUAACGCUGGCAGCGGACUGUUGUAUCCAGGAGGCGGCCCUUCUUCCAACAUGCAUCAACAAGAACAGGCUAGAGCGUCUACUGGCUCAGGAGGUACUAGUCAAGGCGGUCUGAAGAACAACAACUAUAGCAGAGCAGGGAGCGGCAUGGGACCAGGCGGAGGGAUCACAAGAACUACUGCAUACACACCACGUGGGAACAUCGUAGUUCCACCACAAAAUAUGACGAGAAGUGCGAUCGCAUUCACAGCAACGUCAACUGCCUUGAAAACAUCAACGCCGCGGGAUCUUCAAGGGGGGAUCGUUUUACCACGACCUACACCAACUGCUGGUACACCAGGAGUCUGCUCAACAUCUGCUCAACAACUACAAGCUUCUGCUAAAAACAAUAACAACAGAAUGAGUCCCCGUGACCGUGCUUUUAUACCGGGUUUACGCGUCAGUUUGAAUAGUCCGCCAGUACCUCCACCAGGAAGCAUGACGUGGCAACAAGGGCCUUUGCAAAGUGCGAGUAUGGUCGCUCGACCGCCAGGAACGAGACCCAUGCAGCAUCAGGGGUACAAGUGA
Messenger RNA from Amoebophrya sp. A25, 5808 nucleotides. The record is from the annotation of a GenBank genome assembly. Lineage: Eukaryota; Dinophyceae; Syndiniales; Amoebophryaceae.